This is a messenger RNA of Penicillium roqueforti, 1638 nucleotides long. RefSeq names its product WD domain protein. The record is from RefSeq and is a predicted model, not a curated record. Lineage: Eukaryota; Fungi; Ascomycota; Eurotiomycetes; Eurotiales; Aspergillaceae. Bases 1 to 1638 code for a protein of 545 amino acids. Gene Ontology annotation, molecular function: protein binding. The transcript has 2 exons.
AUGUCUAAACGAUGCAGAGACCACUGGGACUCCGAUCUACCGCAAAAGCGGAUCCGUACUCGGAACGACAUCAGGCCUGUUGAUCGUCUGUCUCGUCUGAGCAAUGAGUUGCUGCUCCAUAUUCUGUCUUUUCUACCAGUAUCAUCCCUUAACGUGUGUCAAAGGUUAUCACAUCGCUUCCAUGUUCUUGGUGGAGACUCUGAGAUAUGGAAAAGGCAAUACUACUCGCAAUGGGUGCGGCCCCGUGCCCGCCGCCUUGCAAAUACUAGACGCACAACCCUUCCAUCCAAGACAGAUUAUUCGCCCAAGGUCGCAACGUGGUUCGACCACGGGCACUUGGCACAGGAAGGCAAUUGGAAACGGCAGUAUCGGCUCAGACAUAACUGGUCCAAAGGGCUAUGUCGGGUUACCGAGGUAGAGUUUCCUCGGCCGCCAUGCCCUCCUACGCUAGUCAAGUUUUGUGCUGGGAUUGUCUUUACGGCAGACUCAGCGCACGGGCUCCGGGCUUGGACCACAAGAGAUUCAGCAUGUUGUCUCGCAAGAGUUCCUUUGUCAACUCCAUCGAGAUCAUCACCUAUGACUCCAACCGCCUUGGCAGUAAGUCAGAUCCAAGAUAAGAUCGAGAUCUCAGUUGGUCUGGAAAAUGGUCAUUUCAGCCUCUUCGUCUUGUAUCUUCAAACAUCCCAGCUAGACUUGCAGUCUUCUCAUGUCGGCCGCAGUGAUGCUGCUAUAACAGCAAUUGCUCUAUCGUCGCCGUAUUUAAUGGUAGUGUCUCAGCACAAAGAUUUGACCUUGUACAAUCUGCAACCUGGCAGCCAUCAACCGGGGGCAACCGCCGAGUCCUCAGAGCCCCUCCGGGUUGCCUCCCUCAAGGCAGAUAACAUGAUUGCACCCAUGACACUAUCUCUUAGAGUUUCGUCGUUUGAAAUUGUCGCUACUAUUGUGUAUAGUUUCUUCCACAUUGGCUGUGGGUGGUCUCAGGGGAUACAAGAACUGCGUCUAGGCAAAGAUGGGCAACAACUCGAUUCCCGACUGGCCACUACAGUGGAUUCCCAAUAUGGAUUGAGGCCACUUCAAUCCAGAAAAAGGCGGCACUCUGCAACCGAGUCGGUCGACAAUCAACCUCCCAUUGACCCUGGGACACCGUCUAUCAUACAUCAACAGCCGCCAACCUCUAUGUCCUAUUCCCAUCCAUAUUUGCUGACCUCUCAUGCCGAUAACACGUUGACUAUGUACCUUGUUGUAUCUACAUUGGAAUCUUUGUUUGUCCAAGGAGGCCGGCGACUUUGGGGCCACACCUCUUCUGUAUCUGCUGUUCAGGUGACCAACCGCGGGAAAGCCGUCUCUGUAAGCUCUCGAGGGGAUGAGAUUCGGAUAUGGGAGUUAGAGAUGGCGAUAUCAUCCCUGGGCAGCCGCAAAUUCUUCGAGGAGAACGGUGUUCAGCUCAACGCUGGGAACAAGGACGGGGAACCCGAGCCAGAACCAGAACCAGGAUUAGGACCGAUUUACCACAGUUUGGGCAGUGUGGAUCUGGAAACUCAAGAAGUGACUGUGCCUAUCGGAUUUGAUGAUGAACGGGUACUUCUCCUUCGAGAAAGGACCGGAACACAGCUACUUGAGUGUUACGACUUCACCUAA